This is a messenger RNA of Ostrea edulis (European flat oyster), 860 nucleotides long. RefSeq lists its product as uncharacterized. The coding region runs from base 1 to 789 and encodes 262 amino acids. The transcript is spliced from 4 exons. NCBI's taxonomy places the organism in Eukaryota, Metazoa, Mollusca, Bivalvia, Ostreida, Ostreidae. The record is from RefSeq and is a predicted model, not a curated record.
AUGAAGUUUUUAAUAAGUUUCCUACUGAUGAUCAAUGUUUCACAUGCGGGAACCCACAUCAAAAGCUGCAAAGACAUCUUGCAUGGUUUUCUAUCUGGUCAACUUUCGUCUGCUCUGGGAGAUCAUCAGAUUAAGGAUCUGAAGAGAGAAUUCAAAAGCUUCACAGAAACCAUGAGGCAAUCUAUGAAAGAAUUCAAGGAAAAAACGAUAUCUGAUUUAAAAAUACGAGGCAGAACAAACAAGAGCGUCGUCUACACCAGAUGGGGAAAGAAGACAUGUCCUUCCAAUGCCGAACUGGUUCUUUCUGGAUUUACAGGUGGGUCUGCUGCUGGUCAUUCGGGAGCAGCUGUUGAGGCUCUUUGCUUACCACGAAAUCCGGAAUGGGGCAGUUACUGGGAUGGAGUUCAAGGGAAUAAAGCUUAUGUAUAUGGAGCAGAAUACCAAACAGACGAUUUCCAGGGUAAUAUGCGCAAGGUUCAUGAUCAUGAUGUGCCGUGUGCUGUCUGCCUGGUUCAUGAUAGAUCCGUUCUAAGAGUAUUCCCAGCUAGGAAAACCUGUUACAAAGGUUGGGAAUUAGAAUAUAGUGGCUCUCUCAUGGCGGGAUUUCAUGGUCAUCCCGCUGCAACAACUUACAAGUGUGUGGAUAGGAACCCUGAUACCAUAACUGGAGGUCACUCUAAUCACAAUGGCUACCUGUUCUAUCCUGUGGAGGCAAGAUGUGGUUCAUUGAAAUGUCCACCAUACGUAGACGGACGGGAACUCGUAUGUGUUGUUUGCUCCAAGUCAUGAAGAUUGUAUUUAAGAUGUUGAAUAGUAUAAAAUAUACUUAUUAAAGCAAAUAGAAUUUGUUUAACCUUAAA